AUAUAAGUUUUUUGUUUGUUUUCAAGUAGAAUGUAAAAAGCAGUUUAAUUGUGUGUAAUUGUUUACACAUACCGGACUUAAAGAUGAAUUAUAGUAACAGCUCUAGCGCUGUGUUUUCAUUUAGGAGACAUUUCUUUAAGUUUCAGGUCGGGUCCACCCCGACACCGGCAUCUCUUCCAAGGCGAUGGGCAUCAUGAACUCUUUCGUCAACGACAUCUUCGAGCGCAUCGCCGGCGAGUCGUCUCGUCUCGCGCACUACAACAAGCGCUCCACCAUCACGUCGAGAGAGAUCCAGACCGCCGUGCGUCUGCUGCUGCCCGAAGGUGGCGCUAUUGUAACGGCUAUAAACCAGCAGAGUGCGGUCUUCACCUGCUUUGAGGCUGAAAUACUCUACAAGACUUUUGCUCAGAUCUUCAGUCUGGACUCGGACUCGUUGCAGAAGUCUGUCCCAGUCUGCUGAUUUGAUCAGUUAGUGUGUUUCUGUCUGAAACUUUCAAAAAGUCUGCAAGUGUUUGAUGUCUAGUUCAGAAAUAAUCUGUUCAGAUUUACAAGUCUUGUAGUGUGUUUCAGCCAUAAAGGGUGUUUUACCAUCACAUGCAUGAAUGUCCAUCUACACUAUUUAUGAGCAAGCUCUCUCUUCAUUAACAAAGUUCGGGAGGAGACGGAGCAUUUAAUCAGACCGGCUGGUCUACCAUCAGCGAUCACCGCGUCUACCCUAUCAACUCAAGCAAGCACUCUUAUAAAUAGGAAAACCAUUUUACCUGCUUCAUCUCUUCAGAUCAGCAUCCCUCCUCCACCCCUGAGCCCCUCACAAAGAUCAUUCUUCCGCAGGACCCCAGGGGGUGUGCUCUGGGCUCGAGCCGGUUCCGAGCUCGGCGCACUUGCCCUGGCCAGGGUAGAGUGCUUCGAGUUCGGAUAGAUCCGGCAGGCUCGGCGACCGC
Messenger RNA from Triplophysa rosa, 941 nucleotides. RefSeq names its product histone H2B-like. Gene Ontology annotation, molecular function: structural constituent of chromatin; protein heterodimerization activity; DNA binding. Gene Ontology annotation, cellular component: nucleosome. Bases 185 to 460 code for a protein of 91 amino acids. NCBI's taxonomy places the organism in Eukaryota, Metazoa, Chordata, Actinopteri, Cypriniformes, Nemacheilidae. The transcript is spliced from 2 exons. The record is from RefSeq and is a predicted model, not a curated record.